Brugia malayi is the source of this 1125-nucleotide messenger RNA. RefSeq lists its product as uncharacterized. The coding region runs from base 1 to 1125 and encodes 374 amino acids. Gene Ontology annotation, molecular function: tRNA (guanine(46)-N7)-methyltransferase activity; protein binding. Gene Ontology annotation, biological process: RNA (guanine-N7)-methylation. Gene Ontology annotation, cellular component: nucleus; cytosol; tRNA methyltransferase complex. The transcript has 6 exons. The record is from RefSeq and is a predicted model, not a curated record. Lineage: Eukaryota; Metazoa; Nematoda; Chromadorea; Rhabditida; Onchocercidae.
AUGGCUCAGAUUCAUUGCCACAAUGGCAGAGUGUACAUUGCUGCGGGAAGAAAUAUUUUCGAAUUUGCUUUCACAAUUGAUAGCAUUUCUUCGAAGCUGAAACUCUGCCGUGAUAUUUUAGUGCCAUUUAAGGGCACCGCAACUCGAAAAGAGAAAGAUCAGAUUCUGGCAAGUACACUGAGUAAAGAUGGCACGUUAUUCGCGGUCGCUACUACAUCAAAAGAAUGUUUCCUGUAUAAUAUUUUAAAAGACUGGAUAGAAGUACGUCCAGCGCUGCAACUGCCAAAAGCACCAACAGCCGUGAUUUUGGAUAUUUCGGAAAAAUUUGUAAUUGUUUCUGAUCGAGCGGGUAAUGUUCGUCGCUAUAGCUUGUAUGCAGAAAAUUCAGGAAAGAACGAUGAAUUCACUGAUAAUGAAGGAAAUUGUGAAGGUGAACUUCUGCUAGGUCAUGUAUCGAUGGUCCUGGAUAUUGAUAUGUCAAAUGACCGAAGGUUCUUGACAAGUGUUGACCGUGACGAGAAAAUUCGUAUUUCGCAUUAUCCUGAAUGUUAUGUCAUACAUCGCUUUUGUUUGGGUCAUAGCUCAUACGUCAGUUCGAUUCAGUCAAAGGACACGUUGCUUUUCUCUUCAGGUGGUGAUGGUACUUUAAGAGUUUGGAAUAUAGAUGAUGGAAAGCAAGUUGCCCAGUGCAAUUGCCUUGAGAAAAAGGCAAUUCGUCGUUGUAAGAUGUUUCCGAAUUACUCUUCGAAGGGCAUAAAAUUGGCUGUGAUUUUCGAACAUUGUAAAACAGCACAAAUCGUUACCUUCUUUCAAGAAAAUAAUGAUUUCAAAAUCGAAUGCUUGACUUGUUCGGACUUUGUUAUCGACAUCACUGUAGAAGAAAAUGGAAUUUUUGUUUUUGGUAUUACAAAGUCAUCAGUUGUUUUCGGAAGAUUGGAUGAUGGCUAUCUCGAAUCAGUUAGUGAUAUUGAUGAAUGUGUUGUAAAUUGUUUAGGUUCAGUUAGGGAGAUUUCACUACCAUUGGAAAAAAAAGUUGGGUUUUAUAAUGUUGAAAAUUAUAAGCAACGUAAGACAGAGCGUAUAAGGAGAAAAAGACGAAAAUUGUCAGCAAGUAGUUCAUAUUAA